Lacerta agilis (Sand lizard) is the source of this 2183-nucleotide messenger RNA. RefSeq names its product lactamase beta (gene LACTB). The record is from RefSeq and is a predicted model, not a curated record. Lineage: Eukaryota; Metazoa; Chordata; Lepidosauria; Squamata; Lacertidae. The transcript has 6 exons. Bases 29 to 1603 code for a protein of 524 amino acids.
GGGCGAGCGAGCCAGGUCUUGGCCGGACAUGCUGCGAGGGCUGGCGGCAGCGCGGAGGGUCCUGCUACCCGUGAGGCGCCCGGGGAGCGGCGGCCCGGGGGCACGAUGGAGUCCGCCCUCUCGCGGGAGCCGCUGGCGGCUGGGCGUGGGGCUCGGGCUGGCCCUGACGGCGGCGGCGGCGGUGGCGGCUGUGGGGAACGACGAAGAGCGGGAGGGCCCUCCGCCCGGUAAGGGCUUCGCCCGGGCCGUGGCCAACAGCAGGGACCUUCUCCAGCGGCUGAAGGAUGAAGUGGGAGCUCCUGGAAUAGUAGCUGGAGUUUCUGUAGAUGGCAAAGAAAUUUGGUUAGAAGGAAUGGGUUAUGCUGACGUGGAGAACCGUGUGCUCUGCAAGCCAGAGACCGUCCUGCGAAUUGCAAGCAUUAGCAAACCUCUGACUAUGGUUGCUGUUGCAAAGUUGUGGGAGGAAGGAAAGCUGGAUUUAGAUGCUCCAGUGCAGAAGUAUGUUCCAGAAUUUCCUGAAAAAGAAUAUGAAGGUGAAAAGGUCACCAUUACAACAAGACUGCUCACUUCACAGUUAAGUGGGAUUCGCCAUUAUGAGAAAGAUAUUUCCAAAGUAAAGGAAGAGAAGGAAAAGGCCAACAGAACCCUGAAGGCUGCAAAAGAUACCAUAACAUCUGACAGAGAGAAAGAAGACAAAGUCUCUGAAAAGACUGUCUUUGCUAAAGCCAAGCCAGAACACGAAGGCAAACAUUCCAAAAGUGAAAAGAAAAAAGCAGAGUUUGAACAUCAAGAAUAUUAUUUGAAAGAAAAAUUUGAUAAUGUGAUUGAUUCACUGAACUUAUUUAAAAACGAUCCUUUGUUCUUUAAACCAGGUAGCCAGUUUUUGUAUUCAACUCAUGGAUUUACUCUUCUGAGUGCUGUUGUGGAGAGAGCCUCGGGUCAGAAAUUCACAGACUACAUGCUGAAAAUAUUUAGUGACCUGGAUAUGUUGGCAACAGGACUGGAUGAUAAUGAGCCCCUUAUAUACAACAGAGCGAGGAACUACAUUCACAACAAAAAAGGCCGCCUGGUCAAUGCACCCUAUGUGGACAACUCCUACAAGUGGGCUGGUGGCGGCUUCCUCUCCACAGUGAGCGACCUUCUUAAAUUUGGCAAUGCUAUGCUGUAUGGCUAUCAACUUGGACAGCUGGAAAACCUCGCUGCUGGACUCCUUCCUGGCUAUCUCAAACCUGGCACCGUAGCAAUGAUGUGGAGGGCAGUUCCAAAUGCAAAAGCAUCUGGGGACAAAGAUGUUAAAUAUGGGAUGGCAUGGUUUGUGGUGGAGAAUAAGCAGGAAUAUGGCUUCUGCAGGCGGCAGCGACACUAUGCCUUCCACACGGGUGGGGCAGUGGGUGCAAGCAGCGUCCUGCUCAUUCUUCCUGAAGAGCCAGACUCUGAAGCUUCAAACAGUGGCCCACUGGUGCCACCCAAGGGUGUGGUGGUCACAAUUAUUUGUAAUAUGCAGUCUGUUUCCCUUAACAGCACUGCCUUAAAGAUUGCAAUGGAAUUUGAACAGGAUAAGUUGGCACAGUACACUGUUAAAAGCAGCUCCUUACAGGAUUAAACAAAGAAAUGUGGAAAUCUAUAUAUGCUGACAAGUGUCCAUAGCACUGAAAGCCUCAUAUUGCAAAGGCAUGUCCCCAUCUAUGUUGGUUGUGCUGCAUUCAAACUCGCUACUCAGGGAAGCAGCCAUGUGGUUCAAGCAAAAUCUCGUUAAAGGUGUUUCUCGGGUGCAAGUUGCCAAAAGUGUGAGCAGUGGUAACUUUUGCCACCUAAAGCCAAAUCUAGUUGCCAGUCACAUCAUUUCACUUCUUCAUUCUCUGAUCCUAAUUGAGAAAUUGACUUUUAACUUUCAACAUUGUGAUAUACCAGCCAAACAUCCCGAUCUGACGAUACACCAUGAUGUUGAAAGAGAAGGAGGAACAAGCUGCAUUGUCCAGGAGCUGAGGCCAAUGCAGCUGGUUCCUCUUGCCAGACACUGGGAAUGGAGGGAGUCAGCCAGAUGGUGGUAGCCAAGUGCAGAGUCUGUCAGGAUCCAUGCUUUUGCCUGCCUUUGCCUUCGCCCGAGCGAGUAGUCGCACUGUGUCUUUCCUCCCAGGGUGAAAGACCACUCCAGGAGGAAAGAAACACCCCACCCUAGUGGU